GCUAGCAUGACAGGGAGUUUUUCUCAAUUGUGUCGUCAAAUCGGAAACAAGCUCAAGAUCAAAUAAGAAACAGAAAACAACGCAUAAAACGGUUUUAGAACGUGGGUGGUUUAAAACAAAAUAAAACAAUGAGUGAUUAUAAGUAUAUGUGUGGUUUUGGUUCCCAUUUUUCUUCGGAGGAUCCACGUUGUCCCAAUGCUCUUCCCGUUGGACAAAAUACACCACAGAAGUGUGCCUAUGGGCUCUAUGCUGAGCAAUUGUCUGGUACAGCUUUUACUGCGCCACGCAAAGAAAAUGCUCGCACUUGGCUCUAUCGAAUCAAUCCCAGUGCAAAACAUCAACCAUUUCAGUCGUACGAGAAGGAGGGUGGAAAAUAUUUGACACACAAUUGGGAUGAACAGAAACCUAAUCCAAAUCAGAUGCGUUGGAAACCAUUUGACAUGCCUGCCCCUUCGGAGAAAGUAAAUUUCGCCCAAGGUCUGCAUACGGUAUGCGGUGCUGGUGAUGCUCGUUGUCGCCAUGGUCUGGCGGUGCACGUCUUCAUGUGCAAUGUGUCGAUGAAGGACUGUGCUUUCUAUAACAGCGAUGGUGAUUUCCUUAUUGUUCCCCAAGAAGGAGUUUUGGACAUAACCACUGAAUUUGGUAAAAUGAAGGUUGCUCCAAAUGAAAUCUGUGUAAUACCUCAGGGAGUUCGUUAUUCCGUCAAUGUUGCAGGUCCCACAAGGGGUUACAUCUUGGAGGUAUACGACAAUCAUUUCCAUUUGCCAGAUUUGGGACCCAUUGGUGCCAAUGGCUUAGCCAAUCCCAGAGAUUUUGAAACUCCUGUAGCUUGGUUUGAAAAUCGUGAAGUUAAAGAUUUUGCUGUGAUUUCUAAAUAUCAGGGUCAUCUAUUUGUGGCCAAACAAAAUCAUUCCUGUUUCGAUGUUGUUGCCUGGCAUGGCAAUUAUGUCCCCUACAAAUAUGACUUGGCCAAAUUCAAUGUUAUCAACUCGGUCAGUUUUGAUCAUUGCGAUCCCAGCAUUUUCACAGUUUUGACAUGUCCCAGUUCGCGAUACGGUACUGCCAUUGCUGAUUUUGUUAUCUUUCCGCCCAGAUGGUCGGUGCAGGAGCGUACAUUUAGACCUCCGUAUUAUCAUCGCAAUUGCAUGAGUGAAUUUAUGGGCUUGAUACUGGGGCGCUAUGAGGCGAAAGAAGAAGGCUUCAUGCCAGGUGGAGCCACAUUGCAUUCUAUGAUGACUCCCCAUGGUCCAGAUGCCAAAUGUUUCGAAGGUGCUUCUAAUGCGAAAUUGGUACCCGAGCGUGUGGCCGAGGGCACUCAGGCUUUUAUGUUUGAAUCGUCCCUUAGCAUGGCUGUCACCAAAUGGGGCGAAGAGACUUGCCAAAAACUAGAUGCCAAAUACUAUGAGUGCUGGCAAAUGUUGAAGAAUAAUUUCAAAUUGCAAUGAAUAAUCCAUUUAAAGCGAAUGACAUUUUAAUAGUAAAUAAAACUCGGAGUAUGCUUUCAUAGAAUUGUUUUAAAAUA
Stomoxys calcitrans (stable fly) is the source of this 1522-nucleotide messenger RNA. It is a transcript of the gene hgo, whose product is annotated as homogentisate 1,2-dioxygenase. Gene Ontology annotation, molecular function: homogentisate 1,2-dioxygenase activity. Gene Ontology annotation, biological process: L-phenylalanine catabolic process. The transcript has 8 exons. NCBI's taxonomy places the organism in Eukaryota, Metazoa, Arthropoda, Insecta, Diptera, Muscidae. Gene Ontology annotation, cellular component: cytoplasm. The record is from RefSeq and is a predicted model, not a curated record. Bases 129 to 1445 code for a protein of 438 amino acids.